GAUAAACACGAUAAGGCAGAUUAUGAGCGCCAAAUCCGUUUAGUUUUUUAUUUGUAUUUCUUUCAAACCUUCCAAAAGUUUGUGUUUCGAGUUAGCAGACUUUUAUCUGGGUGAGCUUUUAUUUUGACACAGUUGCCCGGAUGUGAAGCUCCCGCUUCAGCUGAGUGUCCUGCGGUGUGUUUGCUGACCGCUCUGCUGUUCGUGGAUCUUUAUGAACGAUUAACUGAUUAAAAUUGAUCGCUGUUUUCUGAUUGCUGGACCGAUCGCUCGUGCCGAUGCCUGUGCUGGCGCUGCACGCGCACCUGGCGGCAGUGCUGGAGGCGCUGAUCCGCGCGGCGGUGGCGGAGAUGAGCACGCUGCUGCUGCGGGACGAGCACGAGACAACAACAACAAACAGCAAUCAAACAACACCACAAGCAACAACAGCAGUAGAGAACGAGGAGAGACUGAAGAAGUUUGCGUCAGUCAUGGAAGUGUUGGGCAACGAGGCUCUGGGCAAAAUCAUCAAACUGGUGGACGAGACCAAGUUUCUGCUGGACCUGGAGUGCAAGACAUUUUCAGGGAAACGAGCGAAGCAGCCGGGGAGCAUUCUGAACAUCCUCUCAGUGGGAGGGCUGGAGGAGGAACAUUCCUAUGAUGGAUGUGGAAGAAACUCCGAGACGAGAACGCAAAACGAGGCUGCAGACGCAGAGGAUUCUCAGCGUCCCGAGUCUCCGUUAACCCUGGCUGUGACAAUCAAAGAUGAAUUUGGAAACAUUGACUUGAAGUCCAUUAUUGCAGGUAACUUGGAGCUGGCUUCAGGCGAAGGGAGACCCCCAGAAGAGGGCGGUGAGGGUGGUCAGGAUGCCAUAAGCUUUGGUGGAAGGCGAGCUUUCAUAUGCACAGAAUGUGGGAGAAGUUUCUCCACCCUGAGCAACCUCAGAUCACACCAGCGCAUCCACACGGGCGAGAAACCCUUUGGCUGCGUGCUUUGCGGAAAGGCCUUCGCUCAUAAACAGAGCCUCGUGGAUCACCACCGCGUUCAUACGGGAGAAAAGCCCUUCCUUUGUAAAGUCUGUGGCAAAUGCUUCGGAAAGGCGGCCCACCUCAAGACGCACGAGAUAAUCCACACUGGAGAGAAGCCGUUCAGCUGUGAAGAGUGUGGGAAGAAGUUCAACAUCGCUCAGAACCUGGCCAGACACCAGCAGACACACACCGGCGAGAAGAGCUUCACCUGCACCAUCUGCCACAAAAGCUUCACACGAGCCAAGACGCUGAUCACCCACCAGCUGAUCCACACGGGCCAGAAACCUCACUCCUGCAUGGCGUGCGGCAAAGCCUUCCGGCACGCCGUCAACCUGCGUAACCACGAGCGCAUUCACACGGACGCGCGGCCGUAUGCCUGCGACUUGUGCGGCAAGACCUUCCGCCAGGCGGUCAACCUCAAAAUCCAUAAGCGGAUUCAUACCGGAGAGAAGCCGUUCACUUGCAAGGAGUGCGGCAAGAGCUUCAGCCAGCAGAGCAGCCUCAUUUCGCACGGCCGCACGCAUUCGGACGUCAAGCCGUUCGGCUGCAGCUACUGCGACAAGUGGUUCAACAACACCAACAGCCUGAAGCUCCAUGAGAGGAUCCACACCGGCGAGAAGCCAUACAGCUGCGAGUACUGCGGCAAAUGCUUCAGCCAGGGGAGCCACCUGAGAACGCACAAGCGCCACGUCCACGGAGGUGGGAAGCAGUACAUAUGUGACAAAUGCGGAAAGCGCUACGCGGACCCGCGCAAUCUGAAGCUGCACAAGUGCGUGUACGCCUGAAUGUGGUCCAGUUUGGUGUGGAAGCCUAGAAGAGUCACGAGCUGAGGCUGAUUUCACUUCAUGUGCCACGGGUUUUGCGAUGUAGAAACCCUUAAAGGAGAACCCAUUUUUAAAAAUGUCUGCAGAAUUUAAUUACUAAGAUGUAAACGGUCAUUCGGAGCAGUUUGGUCUGAAACGCUCUAUAGUAGAGAAACUUGCCAAGAAUAAUUCUUCACAAUGGAGGUCACAAUGGAACCAGACAUCUGAAGCAUUUAAAGGCAUUUAAUGAAUAAAUCACUGCCUGAUGUUUGA
This is a messenger RNA of Pygocentrus nattereri (red-bellied piranha), 2081 nucleotides long. RefSeq lists its product as uncharacterized. NCBI's taxonomy places the organism in Eukaryota, Metazoa, Chordata, Actinopteri, Characiformes, Serrasalmidae. Bases 276 to 1790 code for a protein of 504 amino acids. Gene Ontology annotation, cellular component: nucleus. Gene Ontology annotation, biological process: regulation of transcription by RNA polymerase II; central nervous system development. The transcript is spliced from 5 exons. Gene Ontology annotation, molecular function: RNA polymerase II cis-regulatory region sequence-specific DNA binding; DNA-binding transcription factor activity, RNA polymerase II-specific. The record is from RefSeq and is a predicted model, not a curated record.